This is a messenger RNA of Prorocentrum cordatum, 891 nucleotides long. Lineage: Eukaryota; Dinophyceae; Prorocentrales; Prorocentraceae. The record is from the annotation of a GenBank genome assembly.
AUGGGGCGCGCGCUCCCAGGGGCGCUACCUGGCGGGCUCGCGGGAGGGGCGCUGGGGGCACCCGAGGCCGUCCCGCCGCUCGCGGCCACCCCACCGGCCGCCGGCUCACAGCCCUCGGGCGCCGGGCAGGCCGCCCCCGCCGCUGCGGCGCCGUCGCGCCCAGCCGCCUCCGCGGCGCAGUCGUCCCCAGCGGCCAUGGCCGCGGGCGCACUUGCGGCCUUGGCCGACGUGUUCGACGCGCCGACCGCUGGCGUCUCGGCGGAGUCCCAGGCGCGGUCGCGCAUCGAGGACGCGCUGGACGCCUUCCUGGACGCCAGGCCCGCGUGGCGCGGCGGCCAGCGGGACGCGGGCAGGCCCCCGGCCGAGGGGCAGGACGAGGAUGCUUCCCGAAAUGCGUCCCGAAGCAGGAGCAGAAGAAAGGCCCCCAAGGAGAAGGAGAAGGAGAAGAGCAAGAAGGAGAAGGAGAAAGAAAAGGAGAAGGAGAAGGAGAAGGAGAAGAACGACAGGCGAAAGAAGAAGGAGGCGCGCAGAGGCAGCUCCUCCCGGUCUAGCAGCGCCUCCAGAAAGAAGAGGGCAAAGAAGAAGGAGAAAGAUAGGGAGAAGGAGAAAGAAAGGGACAGGGAGAAGGAAAAGGACAAGGAAAAGGACAAGGAGAAGGACAGGGACAGGGACAGAGACAAGGAGAAGAGCCACAAGGGCAGAGACGCAGCCCCCGACUGGGUGCCGCGCUCCCCGAGCACCAAGCGGGCGCCGCCCGCCCAGGCUCCGCCGGCGCAACCGGCGGCCGCCGCCCCGAGGCUUGCCGCGCCCGAGACCGCGGCGCCGCCGGCGCAGGCGGCGCAGCUGGCGGCCUCGGCGGCGGCGUUAGCGCCGCCUUCGCGACCGGCGCAG